UUGCCUUUACAAGCUUCCUUCCACACCAGGGAAUCUGAAAAAAUGGGAUUUUUACAUCUCUCCAGCCAGCACUGAAAACGAAUGGGGAUUGAAUUGCUUUGCCUCUUUUUCCUAUUUCUUCAAAGAAAUAAUGAUGUGCAAGGGACCUGUUCUCAGGAAAGUGGAGUGACUUGUGAAGAUUGUUUGCUUUCCGGACCACACUGUGCUUGGUGUUUCCAAGAGAAUUACACAGACUCAGCUGGAAUUCAUGGGAGGUGUGAUACCCCAGAAAACCUUUUGUCAAAAGGAUGCCAGUUGAAUUUGAUUGAAUUUCCCGUUUCAGAAGUGGAAAUUCACAGAAACAAGCCUCUAACUACUGCAACCCAGAAGGACAAUUCUGAUGUCACACAGAUUUCUCCCCAGAAAUUAACACUCAGGCUGCGACCAGGACACGAAGAAACAAUUCAGAUCAAGGUUCGGCAAAGUGAAGAUUAUCCAAUUGAUCUCUAUUACCUCAUGGAUCUGUCAGCUUCCAUGGAUGAUGACCUGAAUACAAUAAAAGAAUUAGGCUCCACACUUUCCAAAGAAAUGUCAAAACUGACAAGCAACUUCAGACUGGGUUUUGGAUCUUUUGUUGAAAAACCAGUUUCACCAUUUAUCAAAACUACAGCUGAAGAAAUAAACAACCCUUGCAGAAGCGUACCAUACGAGUGCUUGCCCACCUUCGGAUACAAGCAUGUUUUGUCACUGACAAAUGAUGCUGAAAGGUUCAAUGAAAUUGUGAAAGGACAGCGAAUCUCUGCUAACAUAGAUACUCCAGAGGGAGGAUUUGAUGCAAUUAUGCAGGCAGCUGUUUGCAAGGAAAAAAUUGGAUGGAGGAAUGACUCUCUGCAUUUGCUGGUGUUUGUGAGUGAUGCUGAUUCCCACUUUGGGAUGGACAGUAAGCUGGCAGGAAUCGUUAUUCCUAAUGAUGGGAACUGUCAUUUGGACCACAAUAAUGAAUAUUCCAUGUCAACUAUUCUGGAGUAUCCCACAAUUGGGCAAUUAAUUGACAAACUUGUGCAAAACAAUGUUUUGGUAAUUUUUGCUGUCACGAACGAACAAGUUCACACAUAUGAGAACUAUGCAAAGCUUAUUCCUGGAGCUACUGUUGGUCGACUUCAGAAGGAUUCUGGAAAUAUUCUCCAGCUGAUCAUUGCUGCGUAUCAGGAGCUGAGGUCCGAAGUAGAGCUGGAGGUCUUUGGGGACACAGAAGGACUCGAUCUCUCUUUCACUGCCAUCUGUAACAAUGGGACCUUUUUUCCACAUCAGAGGAAAUGCUCUCAUGUGAAAGUGGGAGAUACAGUAUCUUUCAAUGUGACCAUAAGUCUGCCCACUUGUGAUAAAGCCACCAGGAACAUUGUGAUAAAACCAGUGGGCCUCAGUGACAUGCUGGAAAUGGAAAUCCUUCCCCAGUGCAGCUGCAGCUGCCAGGACAAGACUGAGAGGAACAGCUCGAAAUGCAACAAGGGGAACGGCUCUUUUGAGUGCGGAGUGUGUGUCUGCCACCCUGGGUACAUGGGUCCACACUGCGAGUGUGAUGAGAAUGCCCUCAGCACAGGAUCCUGCAAGGGCUCCGUGGAGCAGAGCUCCUGCAGUGGGAGAGGCAGCUGCUAUUGCGGGCAGUGCGUUUGCCACCCAUCCAUGUAUGGAAGAGUUUAUGGGGCACACUGUGAGUGUGAUGACUUCUCAUGUGUGAGACACAGAGGGCUUCAGUGUGGAGGCAAUGGAGACUGUGACUGUGGUGAAUGCGUGUGCCACAGUGGAUGGACUGGUGAAUACUGUAAUUGCACAACUGAUACCAGCUCCUGCAUUUCUGAGGAUGGAACGUUGUGCAGUGGGAGAGGCGAGUGCAUCUGUGGGUCGUGUGUAUGCAUACAUCCAGGGGCUUCAGGCCAAACAUGUGAAAAAUGCCCUCUGUGUGGUGACCCUUGCAGUUCCAGACGGAGCUGUGUGGAAUGUCAUUUGGCUUCCGAUGACAAGCUGCAGGGAGAAUGCAGUGAAAAAUGCAAAUCAGUUGAUGCAACUGUCAGCACUGCAGAGGAUUUUUCAGAGGAUAAAUCCAUUCCUUGCUCUCUGCAGGGAGAAAACGAAUGUAUAACCACUUUUCUUCUGGCCGUGGAUGAACAGGGCAGGACAGUCAUUCAUGGCAUAAAGCAAAAAGACUGCCCACAGCCUCCAAAUAUUGCAAUGAUAAUGGUGGGUGUCACCCUUGCUAUCCUUCUGAUUGGCAUUGUGUUACUUUGUAUAUGGAAACUGCUGGUGUCAGUUCAAGACCGAAAAGAAGUGGCCAAGUUUGAAGCAGAAAAAUCAAAAGUUAAAUGGCAAACGGAAACCAACCCACUGUACAGAGGUUCAACAAGCACUUUCAAAAAUGUGACUUACAAGAACCAAGAAAAGCAAAAAGGGACCAUGGCUGCAGAUUUCUAUUAGCACUUUGAACCCUACAAACUUAGUUUUACUGUCAGGAAAUCUAAAAACACUAAUUUUUGUCUCUUCUCAGUUGAUUGUGCUCUUUGUUUGCACACUGCAGUAGUAUAAUCAUUCUGUUAGAGAAAAUAUAUCUUGUGGUGGGAGAACUAUGGCUAAUAAUAGUAGCAAAGGUUAAUAGAAAUAUAUUUAAAAAAACAAAACAAACCAACUUUAAUAUUAAACCACCUCCAUUUCAGAAAAUGGUAUCACCUAAUAUUUUUAAUUAGAUCAUUGAUACUGAGCUGUAUGCGACUUUCUUCAUCCACUGAAUCUGAUAUGUUUAUGUUUAGGAAUGUAUUUAUACCAGCCUGUUUGGUGGGCUGGCUUAAAUUUUAAUAAGCUAAAUUUUUCAUAAGUGCUUCUUAAACUACGGAUGUCAGUGGUUUCUCAUAUCAACCAUAUAACUCAACAGGUUUUCAUCAGAAACAAAUGAUGUAUGUUAUGGCAUAUCUUCCAUGUGUCUAAAGUACAUAGAAAUACUCCUCUCCAAUUCUUCCUUCUUUUCCUACUUCCCUUUUUCCUUGGCCUUGAAUUGGUUGCUGUUUGAUGUGGUUUAAGAAUCAAGCCCCUGAGGUUAUCUCAGGGCAAGCUAAAUCAAGCCCUAAUUCACUCACAUAAUCAUUUUCUGUCUGGGUAUGAAAGCUUUUUUCCCCUCUUUCCUUUAAAUUUCAGUAGAGAGGCUUAAGAGCAAAAGAGAAAUAUUUGCAGAUUACAGACCGCAAUAGAGAAAUUUCAGGUCUGAGGAUUUUUACCAUUCAUAUCCUGUUUAGGCAUUCAAAACAAACUUCUCAUGCUGGACCAUUACACAAACUCCUGCAUGAGCUCUUUACAUGCAUGGAAAGCUGUGCAAAGGCUUAGUAUCACACACGCAAACAGUAGUUUUUUGUUGAGAAACCCUUAACUGGGAGGUCCUUUCCAUGCCCAGCAGCCAAACCAUGUGUUGAUCCGUGAAAUAAUAUAUACUCAACUAUUCAGGAUUUUUUUUUUAAUUUCAAACUAAGCAAUAAAUAGAUCAGUGAAUUCUACUUUAUAUUAAUUUCUGUGCCACUACUGAGGACUUUAAAAUCUCACUUUUAACUCAGUACUAAUGACUCGCCAUAACUUCUUAAACUGUAAUGCUGAUAUCUUGACAUCAUUAAGAAAAGAAGCCUCAACAAUAUCAGCUAACCCAGUGGAUUAAAAAGUUACGGUACUGGGCUAUUUUAGGCUAACAAUAGUGUAGUUUACUUUUUAAUAUCACUUUUUUAAUACUCUGGAUUAGAUGGUCAAAAUGUAUGUACUUACAAGAGAAUACUUAGAAAACAAAGAUACACUGGCACAGUCACAGACGGUUAUUUACAUUCCCUGUGGUAAAUUAUGCAUUUGAUCUAAAAACUUGUUCAUUUUGUGAUGAAUAUUUACAAAGUCUGUGCAGCUUCAGUCUCUGUAUCAUCCACAACCACUGGAUGUGCAACUGAUACUAUCAUGCCUGUUUUAGGGCCUGAUCCAAAGCCUAUUGGAGUCAGUGGCUACAGAUGAGGAUCUAGUUUCAGUGAAACUAUUAGUUUUGGUUUACAAUGAUUGUUUUGUUUAAACAAACUGGUUAAUACUGUCUAUUAGUGGAUUAGAACCUAUAGUAUAUAUUUCUGUGCAAAGAGAUAUAAACAAUAUCUGACACCUUUGGGAAGAAGGUGCUGUGAUGAGCACAUAAGAAAUACAAAAUGAUUGCAGUGUGAAGGGAGUGAUGGCUGUCAUUAAACUGGAACAGAUUAAUUAGAGACUUCACCUUUAUUCUUCAGUACUCUUGUGUAUCUCAAAAAGAACAUGUCCAUAGAUGAAUUUUCCCUUGUUUUCUCCUUAUUACCUCUGUUUUCUCUUGCUUUCUCCUUUUUCCAACCACGAAACUGCCACAGAUAUUUGUACAAGUUACUAAAUCCUGCUUCCCUGGUACACGGACAAACCCCUGGUGGCAAAGCUGGCCCCUGGACUGUCUCAGAUUUCACUUGAGCCAGGAUUGCCCAAAGGAGUAGGGAAAACCAGAUUUAGCCCAUGUGAAUAAUCUGUUACUCUUCUGUCUUUCAAGUAAAGACAUUGCAAGUCAAUUUUUUUUUAUUUAUUUUUUUUUUCUGAAAGAAACUGACUUCUUUUUUGGUUCGUUUUGGUUUUUUUGUUUGUUUGAUUGUUUUGUUUUGUUUUGUUUACUUUUUAAAGUAUAACCAGAUCUUCACUGUUUGUUGAAUAUCUUUCAAGUUCUGUUUCUGAGAAAGCUCAUUCUGCAGCUCAGUAUGAGUGCUGAAAGCUCUUCUUCUGUAGGUCACCUAUUUCAACACAGAACUACGUUUCCAUAUUCAAACAUUGUUAUCAAAGUAGCGUUCACAUUUCACAUGAAAUGCUUGUUGGUCUGCAUUCUGUGUUCUGUAAGAGAUUUCUUUAAACUCUGCAGGCUGUUGCCAUUGCUUACAUCUUCUGAUCACCAGCAAAGAUUCAGUUUGGGAGGGAGACAAUAUUUACACUCCAGUUAAACCUCCUAGCAAUCUCCCUCAAACUAUCAGAGAUGUACAGAAAUUGGGUAGCAUGUUCUGCAGUUUCCCUGCUGUGACCAAGAGUACUACAAAUAUGCUGUGCCACCUUCAAAACUGUCAGGAAGAAAAUAACCUCAAUAAUUAAGCAUUCAUUAGUAGAGAAUAAAUAGAAGGGCUUGGUGAGAAAGCCCUCUGCAAUUGAUGGAUGAACCAAGCUUAGAACAGCAUUAAUUUAGAUCAUAAAAAACCAACCCACCCAAAACAAAAAAAACCCACAAAAAUAACAGAUCUCAAUUCAUAAUUGGUGUUCACUGUAGAAAUAUAGUGGUGCUCAUGACUUCUUAUUAAUUAUAUUACUUUCAUCGUGUAGUAUUUGUAUAGAAGUUCACCUUUCUUUUUUCCUUUUUAACUCCACCAAAUUAUGAGCGGGUUUGUGUGUGGUGAGUGGGAUGAAAACGUCUUUCUGCUGUUUUUACAAAUGCUGUUUUGACCUGGGGCUGGACCUUGAGAGUGGCCAAAACAUUUUUAAUAGGAGUUUUAUUAACUAAAGACUUAAACUUAAUAAUAAAAAUCAUUAGCAAUUUUAUGGUAUUUGUGUAUCUUUCAUAUCUUGUAGAAUGGUAUUUUCAGUAACAUGUAUUAAAUUGAUGAUUUUUAAUUUGAUUUAUAUGUUAAUCUCUAUUGUACGUGCCCAGACUGCAUUUAACCUUCGUCUAUAAUUACAGCCAGUGGGUAAUGAGCCUGGGAUACAAGCAUGAGGUGUUACAAUGCAGUACUCGUUGUGUUGUCCACCAUCAUGCAGAAGUCCAGGUAUCUUUUGCAGUGGCCAUAAGGAAGUUACUGUCUGACAAAACUUAACACACACAGGCUUGAAGUAAAAAGGAGAUAAUUCUUAUCCUGGUCUCUUUGCAAAAAAUGGGUAAAUACCUCAACUUUCUGUAAAAGAAGGAAUAUCAAGCCUUCAAUAAAGAUUAUAAAAUUGAAUGCAUAUUUUAA
Messenger RNA from Coturnix japonica (Japanese quail), 5987 nucleotides. Lineage: Eukaryota; Metazoa; Chordata; Aves; Galliformes; Phasianidae. The record is from RefSeq and is a predicted model, not a curated record.